Messenger RNA from Anolis carolinensis (green anole), 1198 nucleotides. RefSeq names its product ubiquitin C-terminal hydrolase L3 (gene uchl3). The record is from RefSeq and is a predicted model, not a curated record. Gene Ontology annotation, molecular function: cysteine-type deubiquitinase activity. Gene Ontology annotation, cellular component: cytoplasm. Gene Ontology annotation, biological process: ubiquitin-dependent protein catabolic process; protein deubiquitination. NCBI's taxonomy places the organism in Eukaryota, Metazoa, Chordata, Lepidosauria, Squamata, Anolidae. Bases 166 to 1068 code for a protein of 300 amino acids. The transcript is spliced from 10 exons.
UCAGGCGAGCGGGGCGGGGCGCAGGACUUAGGGAGGUGUGCUGUCAAGAAACGAGCCAGUUCAGGGCUAGGCUGCUAGUGGCGCGCGGGAGGACGAGGGACGGCGCGAGCCUCCAGCACACUUUUCCCCAACGGGCUUUUCACUUGCUCCUCGGAGGCGCGAGACAUGGAACCCCACCGCUGGCUGCCGCUGGAGGCGAACCCUGACGUCACGAACCAGUUUCUGAAACAGCUGGGGAUACAGCCCAGCUGGCAAUUUGUAGAUGUGUAUGGUAUGGAUCCAGAAUUACUUAGCAUGGUGCCAAGACCUGUCUGUGCUAUUCUUCUUCUUUUUCCAGUUACAGAAAAGUAUGAAACUUUUCGAACAGAAGAGGAAAAUAAAAUAAAAGCUGAAGGACAAGAAGUGAAACCAACAGUGUAUUUCAUGAAGCAAACAAUCAGUAAUGCCUGUGGAACUAUUGGACUGAUUCAUGCUAUUGCAAACAAUAGAGAUAAAAUUACCUUUGAAGCGGACUCUUCUUUGAAGAAGUUCUUAGAUGAUUCGGUACACAUGAAUCCUGAAGAGAGGGCCAAAUUCCUAGAAACCUAUGAAGCUAUACGUGUUACUCAUGAAUCCAGUGCCCAUGAAGGUCAGACUGAGUCUUCAUCAUCCCUGCUGCCCUCGCCAUCCUCACCACAGCUUCAGUACUUUAGCCACUGCAAAAUGAAGGCUUCAUCUUUGCGUCGCUCUGCAUCCUUGACACUGGUCAGAUGUGAUAAUGUAGCCCCUGUAAAGGCUACAAGCCCACCUGUCUGCCUUCAGCGCUGGAGGCCCACAAUACCUUUAUCAGCUAUUGGGCUCCACUGUGUUGCACCAAGUAUAGAUGAGAAAGUAGAUCUGCACUUCAUUGCAUUAGUUAAUGUUGGUGGCAUUCUCUAUGAACUAGAUGGACGGAAGCCUUUCCCAAUUAACCAUGGGCAAUCAAGUGAUGACACCUUUUUAGAGGAUGCAAUAGAAGUGUGUAAGAAAUUUAUGGAACGUGAUCCAGAUGAAUUACGGUUCAAUGCAAUUGCUUUAUCGACAGCUUAAAUUAUUAUUUCAUGGUUGGAGGAAACUUGUUUUGAUAUAUUACAAUGCAUCUUGCCAUAAAUCAGUGAUCAAAUUUUGAUACCUCUCUGCUAACGUAUGAAUACGUAUUAAACUUCAAGUUUGUCCUGUA